This is a messenger RNA of Teleopsis dalmanni, 1068 nucleotides long. RefSeq lists its product as uncharacterized. The record is from RefSeq and is a predicted model, not a curated record. The transcript is spliced from 3 exons. The coding region runs from base 386 to 865 and encodes 159 amino acids. Gene Ontology annotation, biological process: regulation of synaptic transmission, cholinergic; sleep; positive regulation of voltage-gated potassium channel activity. NCBI's taxonomy places the organism in Eukaryota, Metazoa, Arthropoda, Insecta, Diptera, Diopsidae.
ACUAACACAAGCGGCGCACCUAAAAAAAACAACAUAAAAUUAAAAAAAAUUUAAAACAAAAAUGUUUUAAGAAAAAAAAUUGUUUAAUAAUUGUUAUAAGUGAAGAAAAUUUUAAAAAGAAAAACUAUAAACUAACAUUUGAGAAAUAGUUUAUGUUAAAGAGAGCACUCAGUUAUGGGAGCGGUGAACGCGGGAAUAUCGAACAAAAAUUAAUUAAAAUUAUUUCAUAAGCAAUUUUGAGUGCAAUUUUGUGCCAAUCGGAAAAGCAUUUAAAAACCAAAAAAAUUAAUUAAAAAUAAUUGCGAAGGAAAUUAAAAAAUUUUAAAUAAAAACAAAGCCAUAAGAUUCUAUACGAAAAACGUGUACACAAUAUACAAUCGCCUCAAUGAGUCUGAAGAUGCCAACAGUUCUAUUGAUAUUUCUCCUAAUGAUCAUCAGUUUAAUCCAGACAGUCAUCGGCAUUAAUUGCUAUAGUUGCGAAUCUGUAUAUGAGUCCGAAUCAUGCGGUGAAAAUUUUGAACCAGAAAACUAUUUUAAAAUGGAUUGCUCGCGUGUAUCACCACCGCGGUAUAUGGAACUCGAGUUGGAAUCACGGAAUUCGACAGCAUGUAUGAAAAGAGUUUAUAAAGAGCAUGGCGUUCAGAAAACAGUACGCAGCUGUUUCUUUGGUGACGUCAACGACACCGCUAUGGGUUGCAGAUUGGAUCCGAUGUUGACGUCUGUGGAAGAGAUCUCCUGUCAUGUCUGUGAUAAUGAAAACUAUUGCAAUCGUGCCAAGGAACUGCAUCAGCACCCAGCCAUACUUGCGGCAACGCUGGCGAGUUUCAUUUUCUUCGCAAAAAUUUUAAAUACAAAAUCGGAUUAAAAUUUAGAAUUAUUCUGAACUAAUGCUGUGAAAUGUACAUUUGCCCAUCCUGUACAAAAAUAUUGAAAGAAAUGCACUAUACAGACCUUCCAUAAAUUAUACAAAAAAAAAAAACAAAAAUAUAUAUAUAUGUUUUCUUUGAAAACAGGGCGAAUAAACUAACAUUAACAAUUUAUUCUGAAUAAAGCAAUUAGUAAAUUAAG